This is a messenger RNA of Ruditapes philippinarum (Manila clam), 1735 nucleotides long. RefSeq names its product acid ceramidase-like. The record is from RefSeq and is a predicted model, not a curated record. Gene Ontology annotation, molecular function: fatty acid amide hydrolase activity; N-acylsphingosine amidohydrolase activity. Gene Ontology annotation, cellular component: lysosome. NCBI's taxonomy places the organism in Eukaryota, Metazoa, Mollusca, Bivalvia, Venerida, Veneridae. Bases 122 to 1285 code for a protein of 387 amino acids. The transcript is spliced from 13 exons. Gene Ontology annotation, biological process: fatty acid metabolic process.
UAAUUUUAACCUAUAUAAUCUAAUAUUAACAACUAUUGUUUUGAUCAAAGAGAACAUAAUUGAAGGGAUGUGUUGACAACCGGUGUUAAUAUUUUGUAUUAUAAAACGCAAAAGAAAGACAAUGAUUACACGGGUUGUUACAGCAUGCAUGCUUCUGGUGGUGGUCGUGUCACAGGAUCCUGGGUUUAAUGACACAUGUGUGAAAGGAAUGUAUCCGCCUCCAGCUCAACGAGGUGUGAAAGAAUAUGUUCUGAACUUGGAUCUGCCUCCAGAACAAAGAUGGCAACAAAUUGCUUCUGAGAAAAGACAUGAGAUUGUUGCGUUGAUAAUAGAGUUUAAGAAGUUUCUCAUGGAAUGGGGAAGUGGGGAAAUAAUCACAAUUGUGGAUUUCUUAGGUGAUAAUAUUGAUGCUAUAUUACCAAAUCCAUACAGGGAUGAAAUUAAAGGAAUAGCAAACGCUACCGGAAUAUAUGAAGGAGAGAUAUUUGUAUACAAUAUUUUCUACGAGUUGUUCACUGUCUGUACGUCUAUCAUAGCACAUGACUCAACAGGAAAAAUGUACCAUGUCAGAAACCUCGACUUCGGACUGUUUCUAGGAUGGGACCCUAAGAAUCGUACAUGGCAGUUGACUGAUAUGUUACGACCAGCCAUUGUAAACGUAGACUGGCAGCGUGGCGGGAAGACGGUGUUUAAAUCUGUCAACUAUGCCGGAUAUGUCGGUGUUCUUACUGCCAUCAAACCGAAUAAGUUUACAUUCAGUUUAGACGAGAGAUUCAGUGUAGAUGGCGGUUAUCUUGGUAUUCUGGUUUAUAUUCUCGAAAAAACGGGUAGUUGGACAAGUCUUUUGGCACGAGAAGUAUUUGAAAACGCGAUUGAUUUUGCUGAUGCACGUGACAAACUAGCCAAUACCCAGCUUAUAGCUCCAGGUUACUUUAUACUGGGCGGGACCAAACCUGGAGAGGGAGUUGUUAUCACACGGAACCGCGAGGUUAAUGGUACGGACAUUUGGGCGAUGACGGACAAAACGGCUGGUGGCUGGUUUAUUCUGGAGACAAAUUAUGACCAUUGGAAGAAACCGCUCGUCGUUGACAACAGAAGAGAUCCUGCCAUAAACUGUACACAGAAAAUGGGUAUACAGAAUGCAGGUUUUGCCGGUCUAUUUAAUGUUCUGUCAUCUAAACCAGUAUUAAACAAGUUAACCACUUAUAGUGCCCUGAUGGAGGUGGAUUCUGGGAAACUUGAAACUUGGUUACAAUAUUGUCCUGACCCGUGUGAACCCUGGUAGUCAUGGUAACAUAGCAAGGAGAUCGGAUGGAUGGAUUGAUCAUUCAGACAUUUUUUUCAAGUAUAUAAAAUGUAAAAAAUAUUUUGAUGGUAAUGAUUCAGAUGUGAUGUAAUAAUUAAGCAAGAAGUGACGUAAUAAAUUAAUUUAUUAUACAAUAUAUCACAGCUCUGAUAAUACUCUAAAUACAUGUCAAUGAUGUCACACUCCUCCAAAAUAAUGUUCAUAAUCUACAUCUAUUUCAUUAUCAAGAAUUUAAACAUGAAAAUUGUCUACGCUGAAAUAGUUAAUAUCCUGAUAUGAACACUAAUUAUAAAAAAGUAAGAUUUGUUUAUAUAUAUAAAUAAUAUAAUAAUAAAUAAUGUCAAACAAUAAAAUGUUAUGAUCCGAAUCUAUUAGCAUAUUCACGUAAUUGACUUGUCAGAUCAGUUAAUAAAACUUUCUUGUACAUUA